This is a messenger RNA of Cercopithifilaria johnstoni, 7494 nucleotides long. Lineage: Eukaryota; Metazoa; Nematoda; Chromadorea; Rhabditida; Onchocercidae. The record is from the annotation of a GenBank genome assembly.
AUGAAUCUACAACGUAUGACGCUGUUACUUGUGCUUACUGCUUUGAUAUGCUCUUACGUGAUUAGCACAAAAGUGGAAUGGCUGCAACAUCCAGAAUUUCUCGAUGGAUCAUACGAUAAAGACAAGGAGCGGUGGAUAAUGAAACAUCAAGGCCAUAGGCCAAGAUUGGUUACCCAAUUAGGCAUCAAAGAGGAAAUGGACAUUGUACCUCGGCGAUCAACCAAGCGAGCUUUGAAAUUGAUGGCACUUGGUGAUGCAUCUUAUGAGGUAUCUGAUGAUAUUGAUAGAUACAAAAUUUGGAAUGUGGAAAAGGUGCCAAUUCGGAACAAGCAUACGAGGAGAGCGUAUGAUAACGUGCGAUCACACAACUUACCGAUUCCCGAACGUUGGGAUGGUCAAAUACGACAAUAUGAGGGGGAACGCAAGAAUAUUUUGGCAGUAAGCGAACGUAGAGAGAAAUAUCCGUUUGAAAAAAAGAAGAAAAUAGAUCCGUUGAAAUGCAUGGGACAAAGAGACGGUUUAUAUGAGGCUGGACCAUGUGAACGGUGGUACUUAUCGUGUCGUAAUGGGAAGGCGAAAAAAAUUUUUUGUGUUAAUGGGCUGUACUGGAAUGGUGAUAAAAGUCGAUGUGAACCAAAAACCAAUAUUAUCUAUUGCCGGCUGAAGUUUGACUGUACUGGAAUGGAUGACGGUGUUUACGUCGAUGGUUGUUCGAAUGUCUUCUGGUUUUGUAACAGUGAGACAGCAUCGCUUUCCAAAUGUCCAAAGGAUUUAUACUUUAGCAUCAAUAAGCUAAGAUGCGAUUUCAAAGAAACGAUACCGGCAUGUGGUGGUAUUGACCACGAUGAAAUGAAGUCGAUCAGUUAUCAGGAAAAAAAUUUUAGGAAGUCAAGGCAGAACUGGAAGGAGCAAAUCACUGACAAGAUGUUGAAACCUCAUCAGAAACAAGACAUUUGUGAAAAGCGGAAAGACGGAAAGUAUGCCAUUGGUAAAUGUUAUGAUAGAUUUCUUUUUUGCGUCGGUGGAAAGAGUUUGGUCGUUAAGUGUCAUUACGGUCAGUUGUACUCGUCGGAUUAUCAACAAUGUACAGAUCCUCGAAAUUUGCCGUUUUGCAGUGAUUUUACGGAUCUGGAGACAACAACAGUUGCUGAAUAUUCUGUUUCAUGUUCUUUGCUCCCAGAUGGGAUCUAUGAGCUGGGAGAUUGUGAAAGAAACUUUUCAAUUUGUCGUAAUGGAGUGGGAAGUAAUGCUUCAUGUGACCUGGGUUUUGUUUAUAACGGGCAAACAGGACAUUGCGACUAUGAGUUCAAUGUUGAAAAGUGCUCAAAGUUCAAAAAAACUGAAGAAGUGCAUGGACAGAUAGCACUUACAGGAAUCGUCGAUAAGAUGAUGGGAUCUUACCGGAAACAAAAUAUUUGUCAAAAAUGGGAAAAUGGCAUGUAUUCCAUUGCAAAGUGCUACGGGAAAUACCUUUUUUGCAUUGAUGGAAGAGGUCUUGUCGUUAUUUGCAGCCAUGGACAAUUGUUUUCUCCUGAACAUCAGCAAUGUAUGGAUGCUGAAAAAUUAUCUUCUUGUGCUGAUUUAGCAAAUCCGAAAACAACCACCACCACUGGAUAUUCUGCUCAAUGCUCUUCUCUUUCCGAUGGAGUCUACGAACUAGGAAAUUGUGAACGGAAUUUUUUAAUUUGUUUUAAUGGAGAGGGAAGCAUUGCUUCAUGUGAUCCGGAUUUUGUGUAUAAUGGGCAAACAGGGCACUGUGACUACAAGCUUAAAGUUGAAAAAUGCUUGAAGUAUAGAGGAAAGAAGCAAAGACGAGACAAAUCAUCUUUGUCGCAUGAAAAUACAGAAUGUCGUUGUAAAGGACAGAAAGAUGGUCUAUAUGCAGUAGGAUGUACUGAAAAAUUCUAUUCGUGCUCAAAUGGUAUUUCAACUGGACAUGAAUGUCCAAUGGACUUAGUUUUCAAUGUUGACAGUGGUUUUUGCGAUUAUCCGAAGAAUGUUGUUGCUUGCGGUGGACAUCAACUGAUAAUGGGUGAUGAAGUCGGCGCUGAUGAGGAAGGAAUUGCUUCCAACUUAGUUUCUGGAUGUUCAAUUUUGGAAGAUGGCAUUUAUGGCUUAUCACCUUGUGGUUCCGGAUAUUAUCAUUGUUUACGUGGUGCAACGUCUUUUGCAAAAUGCGCAUUUGAUUUAGUGUUCAAUCCUUCCUUGAAUCGAUGUGAUUUUAGGAAUAAUGUUCCUGGCUGCAUACAGUCCAACGAGACAUCAGAUAAAAUCAGAAGACCGGUACAUGGUCCUACGAUUAAUCCCUUAGAAGAUGAUAUUUCGAAAUGUGAGAACUUGAGAGAUGGUUUUUAUGUGGAGGGUUGUAGCAGAAUAUAUUAUGGCUGCGCAAAUGGCGAAACAUUUUAUAUGAAUUGUCCAUGGGAUCUCGCUUUCGAUUAUCGAAGUGGUACUUGCGAUGAGCCAAAUAAUGUCGGGGCUUGCAGAAGCGAAGAAAUGCCAUUAUUAUUAUUUGACAGUACUGCGCCACUCAUGCCAAGUUGUACUGCUCUUUCAAAUGGCGCUUAUCAGUUUGGUCCUUGCUUAGCUGAUUAUAUUUUAUGUCAAGAUGGCGUUACUAAUUUGGCCAGUUGUCCUGAUCUGUUGGUUUUUAAUCCAGACUAUUCGCGAUGUACCUUGCGGUCUGAAGUUAUCGCAUGCAGAAAAGUCAAUCAGUCGAUUAAAAAAUUAGAUGUUCAGUGUGCUGUUCGACCAGAUGGGAUAUUUUCGUUUAAUUGUUCGAAAAACUUUUAUAUCUGUGCAAAAGGAAAAACAUAUUUAUUCACAUGUCCUGAUGGGAUGGUCUACGACAGUAAAUUUCGUCGAUGUGAAAAUUCUGCUGAAGCUCAGGGUUGUGUCCAAACUGAGUCUUCCGUGGUUCAAUUACCACAGGAACUGUCACAUAAACCACCUGACGUAGUAGUGAAAAGCGAUGAUAAAUUUUGUGAUGGUCGUCCUGAUGCGAAUUAUGCAGCCGGAUUAUGUUCGAGAGUUUUCUUUUCAUGCGUUCACAUGACAAAAGUGUUAAUGUUAUGUCCUGAAACACUUGUAUUUGAUGCAUCAACCAAUCGUUGUGAUGAACCAAAAAAUGUCGCAGAAUGCCGAAAUAAUUUUGUAACUGAUGGGCAGGAUGUAACAAAAGAACUUACAACUUCUGCAAUUACACAACCCUGUGUAGGACGAAAGGAUAAUAUUUAUCAACUGGAUUCUUGUUUGAGGAGCUAUUUGCAAUGUUACAAUCAGGAAGGAAUAGUGAAAUAUUGUCCAGAGAAUAUGGUCUUUGAUGGAAGUCUUUCUACCUGUGUUCCAAAAGCAGCUUGUAAUGAAGAAAUGAGACCAUUACACGUAGCACUCGGAAGUGUAGGAAAUAUUGAUGUUGAAAAUAAGCUAACUCCUGAGGCUACCAAAUAUUCGCUACGCUGUUAUAAAUUAGCGGAUGGUGACUAUUCGGCGGGUUGUGUUCCGGACUUCACAACAUGUGUCGGUGGUACAGAAAUCCAUAAGAAAUGUCCGAAUUCAAUGGUAUUUUCGAAUGUUUUGCGUCAAUGCGUAUCUUACGACCAGUGCGCACUUUUUAUGUACCGAGUAUUAGCUUCGUUUUAUCCAUCACUUGGACUAGACAAUCAUAAAGAAUGGGUGAAACAACAAAGCACUGUGAUUACACCGUCAAUUUAUGAUCCUGUAUUGCCACCACCGGAAGCUAGUACAGUUGAAGAACGUUGCCAAUGUCAAGUACGAUGCCUCGAUACACCUAUUGAAAAUGGCAAUAAUAUGCCAGUUUGCGGUGAAGAUGUAAAUCGUUGCAAAUAUGCUAGGAAACAAUGUGCCAAUGAAGCUAGUGAUAGUAGAAAGAUCGAUCAAAUACCAACCGAGAGACCAGUAACAAUGGAAUCAUACUCUGAAGAAGAAGAGAAUGAGAUUCAUUUCUGUGUGCCAGAAGUAUCCGGGAAUCGGAUAGAUUCAAUCAGAUGUGAUAAUAUGGACGAUGGAUUAUAUGCGUUGGAUUGUUGGGAUAAGGUUGUUAUUUGUAGUGGUGGUUGGAAAAAAAUUUAUGGAUGUCCACAGGGACAGUUCUUCAUUCCGUCACUCGAAAAAUGUGAUGAAUCCUGGAAAUGCAUUGAAACGAAUUCAUGUGGAUCGGACUUUGUUAGUGUAAUCUAUUUAGGAAAAGUUGAAUCAAUUGCACCAUCGAUUUCGCCUGUAUCAAUUGGUAAUUUUUCAUGUGCAAAUAAGGCAGAUGGAAAUUAUGGAAAGCAAUGUUCACCGAUAUACAUUAGAUGUGUUCAACAAAUACCAACUUCAAUGACAUGCCAAACAGGACGACUUUUUGACGAAUAUUCCAGUCGUUGUGUAUCUUCAGAUCAUUGUCCUAUGUUAUCCACUACUUUUGAUAUUAGCAAGGUUCAAUGCGUUGAAAAUGAACGUUUCGGAAUUAGCAAAUGCAAUGAUCACUAUUACGCAUGUUCAAAUGGCAAAUUUGUCCUUUACAAAUGUCCACCUGGUCAUAUUUUUGAUACUGUUCGUGGAGUUUGCGGCUCCAAAUGUGAGCUUUGUGGCUGCCAAGCUGAUAAUUUAAUGAGUAUAUCGCCGUGUAAUCCUGGUGAAGUUAUUCCUCUCGGGCCUUGUGAGAAUACGUACUUUGAAUGCGGUGGGCAUCGAACCUUCGAACUGAGACAUUGCAUGAAUGGUAAAUAUUUCGACCGAGUACUACUUAUUUGCCGAUUCCAGUAUGAAAUUGCGGAAUGUUUUGGGAAUUCCAUUUCUGUUUCUGCAUUAUACCGUGUACACGAUUCAUUUAAACAUCCAUUACGAUUGAGAUUGCCGUACACACAAUCCGCCAGAAUUGUGCCAAACAGACAUCCGAAUAUGUUUUUUGGCAGUUUUUUCCAAGCUCCACCACGCAACAUAUUUAUUCCACAUAUGGCUCGAGAACAGCAUGCCUCACGUGUUCUUAAAAAUUUAGCUGGUCAACUGAGGGACGUUAAAGACACUUUCCGUGUUAUUCCAUCUCUAAUGAGAGGCAUUCCGAACAUGCGGACUCGGGGAUUUAUUGAUCAGUUUCACCUGCCCGGUAAUUUUCCGACAUAUUCUUUUGGGGCUUCACAACCUUCCAUUUCGCAUGAUUCAACAGUGACUUCGCCAUCGGAUUCUGAUGGCUCUGAUGGAGCCACCAACAGAAAUGGAGCAGUAGAUAGUCUAGAAGGUAGUGGUGAAGGUGAUAAUACAUCUGCAGUAACUGGUAAUGGUCGCGUGAAGCGUCAUUUAUCAUAUGACAGUGAGAUUUCUGAAAUGGAAAUCGAAUUAGUAAAAGGAUUGGAGAGUAAGUGGAGAGCAGAUUUGGAAACGGAAUUGGAGGAUGAUUCUUUCCGGAGCGGAUCGAAUCUCUGUCCUUCUAAAACAGAUUCAUUCAAUAUUACGUUAGGUAUUUGUCGUCCGAGUUACAUUUUUUGCAAUGGGAAGGAAAAUUUCGCUUAUGUGAUGGACUGCAACGAUGGAGAGCUUUUCGAUAGUGAGUUGAAAGAAUGUAUACCCGCAGCACACUGCGUACAAAGAACAUAUCGUCAGAAUAAUGUAAAUGAAAAAACUCCAUGCGAUUUAUUGCCGGAUGGCACAUAUGCUUUGCCGGGUUGUAGUAAACAUUUUCUUUCCUGUGUAUCCAACAAAGCGUUAUUAAGAAGUUGCCAAGAUGGACUAUAUUACGAUGGAAGCAAACAACGAUGUGACUAUAAAGAACGCAUAGCAAAUUGCGAUGGUCACUCAAAUCUUGAAAACGUAAUAGAAGGGGCAAAAAUUACAGUAGCAAGUGCUAAUCAUGAAGUACUUUCCACCUUACCAAACUUUACAUGCUCUAUUAACAGUACCGUAUCUCUCGGAUGUUCGCCAUCUUUUGUUAUAUGUGCUGGCGGUAUUGCAUAUACAACAAGUUCAUGUAACAGGAUAGAGGAUACUCCAGAAUGUGAUAAAGAAGAGAACAAGAAAAGGAUGCUCUCAGUGACCAAGGGAUUCAGUUCCUAUCCGCCAUUGGAAGGAUUCGAUGAUUUACCUCAUACUUUGGUAAAUCUGACUAAAGUUUCAUAUGAUGCUUCCAGUUUUGAUUGUAUGAGUGUUCCUGAUGGAUUGUUUGCUUCUAAAUGCUCACCACUUUUCUUCGUUUGUUCCGCUAGUCACCUAACUGGAUUCGUAUGCCAGGAUGAAUUAUCUUUCAAUAUCGAAACAGGAUUUUGUGAUCAAAAAGAAUAUGUUGCAUCUUGUGAAGAAACCGAUCUCGUGAAUUUUUCCACUACAUCCCCCUCUAUCACUGAAAAAAUAUCGUUGGAACCAAGUUUUAUCACCGCUCAAUCAUCUUAUCAUUCAACUCCAAUUAAACGAUGGAUGUGCGAGGAAGGAUUUAACGGCAUAAUGUCCAGAGGUUGUUCAAGGAAGUUCGUCCUCUGUAUCCAAAAUGAAAGUCAUUUAUUCUUUUGUCAACAAGGCCUCGUGUAUAAUAUCAACAACAAUCGUUGUGAUCACCCACGAAAUGUUGCUGCUUGUGGUAACAAAGCUGGAAUUUCGUUCAGAAAAAGAGCAUACGGGACAUCUGAUUUCGACAAAGAUUCGACCUCCAAUUUUCGUGCUGUAGAUUUGCAAGCAGCUGAUUCUUCAAAUCAUAUGAUGCAAGCGCGUUGCAAUGCAUCACGAGGUCAAAUUGCUGCAUAUGGUCAUUGUCGGGGUGACUAUAUUUCCUGUCCGCAGUCUGGAAUUCUUCGUAAGUCGUACUGCACAAAUGGCUACUUGUUUGAUGAGGAUGUUGGACGCUGUGUUCCAGCAGAAGUUUGUGGAAUAGUUGAUGAUGCUGUUGCAGAAUCUGGGUCAUUAGCAAAGGAAAAAUGUGAUGGUAUAGAGGAUGGUGUUUCAAAAGGGAUCGGUCUAUGUUUAAGUGAAUAUUACGUAUGUAAGAAGGGUGUUCCGAUUCGCAGACGUUGCUUUAAAUAUUUGGAGACAUUUUCUGCAACUGCUGGUGCAUGCAUAGCACGGUCGCUGAAUCCUGAAUGCACGCAGAAAUCAGCUAUACUAACAGAAGGAAUCAAAAAAUUCAGUGACGACUUUUGUGUCCAUCGGCCGAAUGGGUUUUAUCGGCAUCCUACAGACUGUACAAGAAUCUUACAGUGUUUUGGUGAGGAGUUGUUUGAACACCUACCAUGUAAUGAUGGACUUGUUUUCAAUGAAAUAUCCGGUGGCUGUGAUUAUAGAAGCAAUGUUCCGGAAUGUGCUGCUAUUGAGAAAUCCGCGGAAGAUAAUUGUAAGGGAAAGUCUCACGGUGACCAUCUGGCAGAUGAGAAAGACUGCUCGGUGUUCUAUCGAUGUGUAUGGGGCAAACUGGAAAAACUUUUUUGUCCAGAGCAUACUGUUUUUAAUCCUGAACUCAGUGUAUGUGACUUCCCUAGUGCGGUACCGUAUUGUAAAGUUACUAUGUGA